Manduca sexta (tobacco hornworm) is the source of this 2562-nucleotide messenger RNA. RefSeq names its product anaphase-promoting complex subunit 4 (gene APC4). Bases 154 to 2514 code for a protein of 786 amino acids. Gene Ontology annotation, biological process: anaphase-promoting complex-dependent catabolic process; positive regulation of mitotic metaphase/anaphase transition; protein K11-linked ubiquitination. The record is from RefSeq and is a predicted model, not a curated record. The transcript is spliced from 6 exons. Gene Ontology annotation, molecular function: protein binding. NCBI's taxonomy places the organism in Eukaryota, Metazoa, Arthropoda, Insecta, Lepidoptera, Sphingidae. Gene Ontology annotation, cellular component: anaphase-promoting complex; nuclear periphery.
CUAGGCAGUAUGGUCGUAAGACUAUAGCCUGUCCUCUAAGGACGAAGAAAAAAAAAUUGCUGACAAAUGAUGAGAUUUUCAAGUUUAAAUUUUACUGUCUCAAUUAUUUUUAUUUACAAAAAAAAUACCUAUACUUAAAUACCCGGGAACAUCAUGUAUCAUUGUGGAAUGCGACAAGUCGGUGAAAGGCAUGUUCCCUUUCAAGUUGAUCUCAUGGUCUGGAGUAAUAGGCUUGAUUUAUUAGCUCUGAGCAACUUUAAAGGUGAAGUUCAAGUGCACAGACUUCAUUGGCAGAAAGUAUGGAACUUACCACCGCCGAAAGAAAAUAUUUCUGUUCAGGCAAUGGCAUGGAGACCAGAUGGAAAGGCUUUAGCCAUUGGUUACAGCACAGGAACAGUUUAUGUUGUUGAUAUUGAAGAUAAAGAAGUUAUAGAUCAAUAUGAAUUGGAGCAAGAGAAAAUAAAUUGUGAUGAUUUUGAUUCAUUAAAAAGUAAUGGCAUUACAUGUAUUACAUGGGCUGUUAGAUCUGAAAUUUUGGAGAGUGCAACAGAAUACAAUUUAUAUGAUGAUGCUUCUAUAUUUCUUCAGAAAAUACCUCAAAAUGGGACAUAUAAAAAUCAUAUUUCAAAUGACUGUGCCAAAGAUUUUAAGGAGGUGAAGGAGCCAACCCAAUUAAAUAUGUUGUUAAUUGGAUAUGCUACAGGAUACAUUUACAUAACCAUAUUUGGUAGAUACCCAUAUGGCACUCUAAAUCUUUCUCAUAUGAUCAAUGAUGUUGGAGAGCAUAAAAUCUUAGACAUCAAUAUAUCUGAUGACUUUAGUAUCAUGCAAGUACUUUAUUUGGAUAAAUUGACAAACAAUAUUCUUUUAUCAUUUAUAAACACAAGUGUGCUGUCUGCAUAUGCAGAGGAAUUUUUCACAGUUGCCAAAAAACAUGGUCAAAUAACACAAUUAAUGUCAAAUCUUGACCAAACCAUGACUUCAAUAACAGAAGCGUGGGAACACAUCCUACUAGAAAUGGAUGCAAAAAUGGCGUAUUAUGCUGCAGCGGUUCCUGAUGGUGGUGUGUCAGCUGAUUUGUUGGAGCUACACAUGUUAGGGUCACCAUCAGAUGAGUUUAAAAUAUAUCUGCUACAAAAAUUAAAAACCUAUGAAUUAAAGAAAUUUGGUGCUGCAGUUGAAAUGAGUUAUUCAACCAUUCAAAAAUUAGUGUUAAAGCAAUUAAAUAUAGUUGGGCAGAGCUUGACAUAUCAUUUGGCUGAAUUAAGAGGCUUAACAAGGAUACCUGACCGGUAUAGGAUUAUUGGUAUUGAAGAAAGUUCUGUGUCUGACGGCAUAAGAGCAUGUUGUGCUUUCUUAAACAAAUGCUUAGAAUUACAGCAAGUUAUUGAUGUCUCAAUGCGCAAUUAUAAAGCUUUCUUCCGCUGGCUUUUUGUUCUUAUGAUAAGAUUAAAUGAUGAAAUAAACUACAGUGAUCUUACUACCAUCAGUCAGCAAGAAUUGAGUCAUAUUGCAGAAUUUUUGUGUAAUUUUGACAAUGUUCAACAAGAUAGUACAGAUCCAAAUCAAGAAAAACAAGUGAGGUUCAAUUUGGAGAGACUGGGACAGUACCUACAAGACCAAGAAUUAACUAUACUACCGGAUGACGACGAAAAUCCUUGGCACAAAUUUCUAGCAGAAAAUCCAUGUUUGCUCAAAGACAAUGAUACAUUUUUUUCGAUGACUAAAUAUCGAAAAUAUUCUUUAAUUCAACAACAAAAAAAUUUAAAAGAUACAAUAAACAAAGUCUUUGAUAUAUCACAGAAAGAUACAGCUAAAUAUUUUUCUGUACUCUACAAUGUAAGAUGUUAUCAAGAUCAAGUUAAUGGUGAUAUUAGUAAUAAUUUAAGAUUAUCGCAAACUUUUGAUUCUUCAGAAAAAAAGUUUUUAGUAGCAUUUAUGAAUGCCAAUAAUGCCAAAAAUAAUAUAUAUUUCAUGUCUGUAGAUGUGAAAGAGAGGGCAUGUUUUGCUGUUGCUAUGAAUUAUCAUAUUUCAUCAAGUUUAAUACAAGAUAAUAGUGGCGAAAUAGGCCAGCAACAUGUGGAGAUAUUAGACUUGCAAUUCUAUUCAGCUGAAUACUUGUCUGUUCUCAUAAAUCAUCCAUAUAAUGCUGAGAGCUCAGUAUUUAUUCAGAUUCCUAUAAAAAUUCUUUUGGAACACUCAAAUGAAUUCAAUAUGAAAUCAAAGUCUUGUUUAUUCAACACUAAGACUUGUGAAAAAGAUCUGGCACCUUUAUUAGAUCAAAGUGUUUAUAAAAUCUUAGAUAAAAUGAAUGGUUUUCGUUUAGCCGUGUCUGGGGGUAGAAAAGUGGCAAUUGUUUUAUCUAAAAGUCAUAGAAAAGUAAAAGUAUUUGAAAUGGAAGUGGAUGGUGAUGAUGACGAAGAUGAGACUCUUGACACUACACCACAAUCCAUGGCUAAUAGUCAAGACUCACCCUCUAAGACAAAUGCAACCACGGAAGAUAUCACCUUCUGAUUGUAAUAUGUAUAAAAGAAUUAGAAUUAAAGAAUACUUAUAACAAAA